This is a messenger RNA of Ylistrum balloti, 1785 nucleotides long. RefSeq lists its product as uncharacterized. The record is from RefSeq and is a predicted model, not a curated record. Bases 29 to 547 code for a protein of 172 amino acids. Lineage: Eukaryota; Metazoa; Mollusca; Bivalvia; Pectinida; Pectinidae. The transcript has 7 exons.
AGAUUUAGAUUCUCAAGUGAUAUAUAAUAUGCCACCAAAGAAGAAGAAGAAAUCUGUUCCUCGUUAUUCAGAUCUGACUACCAAACACUUUCCAGACAAUGAAAUUAAUAAAUGGAAGGCGAUGGAGAAAUCCACUGAAGCUUUCCUUAUUGGUGUCCUGGAUGAAGGAAUCAGCUCAGUCACUACCAAUAUUAAAACAGAUCAGUAUUCGAAGAUCAACGACCAUCUCAUGGAAUGCAGAAUCAGAUUGGUGACGAAGUGGAAAGAAAUGAGGGUACCGCAUCACACUUUCGGUACUACUUACAAGGGUCUGCAGAACUUAAAUAUGAGCUACACUUCAUCAUUAUCUGAAAUGUUGGAACACGAGGAAGAUCUGGAAAGGGCUGUAGAAAAAGCAGAGAAAUCGUGCAAGUCUAUGGAGAAGGAGUUACAGAAGAGAGAGAAAAGUUUACAAAGUGAAAUAACAGAUCUGCAUCCAUUGCUGAGACCUAAUGUGUCAUCAUUCCUGGAUAUUCCACCCAUACCAAAAUCUGUUGUAGAGACCUGAAAGACCUUGGAUCUCUGGUAUUGUACCAGAUCGACUUCAUAUGUCUGUAUAUUUGCGAUAGGCCUCAGAAACAAUCUAAAGACUUCUAAUACCGAAAGAUUUCUUCUGAAGUAGUAAAAGGUGGUCAGAUCUCACUCUGGGUUUCUAAUACCCUGUGACAAAAAUGUGUGGACCUUGCUUUCAGUGCCCAACUGCCUGGAUCGAGCUGAAUGACAAGAUUACUGUCGAAAAUUAUCCACAACUUGAGUAUGUUUUGCCUGUAAAAGUUUUUCUGGAAUUGCUACACCUUCAGUACCAAGAUAUACAGUGGAAUCAGUUAACGAGGUUCAGCCGAGAUUUGAAAUCAUCUAAAAUUGUCCAUCUGUGUUUACCAAUAGGCUUGUGAUAGACUUUUGGUCAGUAAACAUGGUGUGAUACCUUAAAUAUUUACACAAAUAGAGGUUUGAUUUUUGCUAUACUUUAAUAUAUCUUGAGUAAUUUGCUGUAUUUUAGAAUAUGUCAGUAAGUUCAUACCUGUAGGUGUUAUCAAGACUUGUCAUUGAUUUCAGAAUUAUAGAAUACAUAUGCCUUCUGAAUAGAAUAUAACCUCAGUUGAUUAGUGUGUGCAACAAAUUACUACAGAUCGAAAGGUUUAAGAGCAGCUGAAAUCUGUGUAGUCGGAAUCUAGGCUUUGUCAGGAUUUAGGGCUAAACAAGUUCAGUUAUCUCAAGAUCUGAAGAGAAGAUCAUUCAUAUGUUGUCUACGAUAGCAAGUAUGAAACAAAUGAUUAGCCAAAUUCUUAUUUCCAUCCUUGAUCGGGUGAGUUAUUAUCAGCAUAGAAUAGAAGUAAUAUCACAAUCAGUGAGAAAAUUGUGUGACAUUUAGAUCACUACACCCCAUACCUUCCUCAGACUGAUGACGAGAGUUGAGUGUACACAGAAUCAUAUCUUAGAAACAUACUUGUGGCACGGUUCAGAAUAUGUAACGGAUGCUACUCUUAGAUUAACAGAUAUAUGAAAAUUAUGAAUCUUAUUGAAUUAUGGGGCUAGUUCAUCGCCCCAUCUUUUCGUUGGUUGACUUCAGAUUUUCCUCUGUUGCCUCUGAGGCCUCAAAAUUCAGGGCCUUAGCAUCACUGAUGAGUCCUAGGACAAAACAGCUGUAUGAUGUAGCAUCACUGAUGAGUCCUAGGACAAAACAGCUGUAUGAUGUAGCAUCACUGAUGAGUCCUAGGACAAAACAGCUGUAUGGUGUAGCAUCAC